Eimeria mitis is the source of this 939-nucleotide messenger RNA. RefSeq lists its product as uncharacterized. Gene Ontology annotation, molecular function: glucosyltransferase activity. Gene Ontology annotation, cellular component: plasma membrane. The record is from RefSeq and is a predicted model, not a curated record. NCBI's taxonomy places the organism in Eukaryota, Apicomplexa, Conoidasida, Eucoccidiorida, Eimeriidae. The transcript is spliced from 3 exons. Bases 1 to 939 code for a protein of 312 amino acids.
AUGGAGCCUUUGGGAAGGCCUCAAACGGUUGGCGUCAGGGGAGGGGCGAACCCCCUGGAACGCGAUCGCCUGGUGAAGGCGAACAUUUUGUACAUUGACGGAAGAGACCUGCAUCGGAGUCGCCUGCUGGACUACAUCCCCCUCGGCCGAAAUGUGGAAGAAAAAGCACAAGAGCAUCCAAGUGACCAAUCGAGCUCAUGCAACAACAACAACAGCCUCCUUUCCCGUUAUGUGCUCGAAAUCCUCGUGUUCUUAUGCAGUUCGGAUUCGCGCUUUUACGCCAAAAGAUUCGGAGUACCUACGAAUGAUUACAGGAAAACCCUCCAGGAUUACAAUAAGGUGUGCAUGGCGGGGGCGCUGCGAGGACCGCCUUAUACAAUCGAGCAGACUAUUUGGUACGUGGUGAAGAUGCAAUACAGGUUUCAAACAGACAGCAUGUACAAUCAGCUGGAGGACGUGUGUGUAAGCAUUUUGAAUUUGUCUUUGAUGGAAGUGCCACCUGGCAGCCCACUCCUAGGACCCGAAAUUUUACUCGCUUCUCUCGAUGAGUAUCAUUCGCGUUUGUUCGCGAAUUAUUACAAAUGGUGCGACUACUUGGGGGCUGAGCCUUUCCCCUGGAGGUCUCCCCCGUGGCUCGACGACAGCUUUUGUGCACAGGACACUUCCGUGGCAGCGGGCGAGGCUGCCGACAGCACAGGGAAUCCAACAGCGAAAAAUUGUUCCUCACAGAUGCGUCAAGAUAUCCAGCAGAUGAUGUUUGAGGUCGCCACGUUUAAGCUGCUUUGGGCAGAGGCGGCAAACCUUCGCCACACACCUGAGCUCCUGUGCUGGCUGUUUCACUGGCUUUGUAUGGCGUGGGACAAGAAGUACAGACCUGAAGAGGAUUUCGUCGAUCUGAUCCGCGACGUUAUUCAACGAAUCCGAGAUGAACAAUGGUAG